Molecule: messenger RNA, 1104 nt
Organism: Filobasidium floriforme
Lineage: Eukaryota; Fungi; Basidiomycota; Tremellomycetes; Filobasidiales; Filobasidiaceae
Exons: 6
Coding region: 1-1104 (367 amino acids)
Source: RefSeq, a predicted model, not a curated record
AUGCCUACUGCCGAAGCCAUUGCUGAAUUGACGGAGAAGAUGGCUACGGCCACUGCUACCGAGCUGGGGGCUCUCUCCCAGACUUUGAUCGCCGAAGUCCAGAAGAGGUCGAAGCAGGAGGAGGAGGAACGGGAGAAGGAGAAGAGGGCCGAGGAGGAAAGGGAAGCGGUCAGGCUUGUUAGCGUGGCCGAGACGAUCCGGGAGUGGCUUCCUCAACAAGGACCUCGAGGGUUGAUGAGGGCGGCGUUGGCUCGGUGGGAUGCGCAACAUCCCGAAGACGCCACCACCACCACCACCACCGACAAGAAGGCCGAGAAGACGGUCGUUCCCCCCGUCCCCCAACCCCCUCCCGCCGCCGACUCCUCCUCCUCCGGCCCCAGUCGAGAACGCCGGGCCUCGACUCCCUUGAAGGACGUCUUAAAGGCCUUCGUCCUGGCCGCCACCCCACAGAAGAAGAGGAGGGUCGUGGUUGAGGAGGAUGACUCGGAUGACGUCGAGUACCUCAGGGAGGACGGGCCUUCGCCCAAAAAGGCGAUCAAGUUCGCCGCGAGGAGGAACGCAAGGGCGGAGAAGGGGAAGGGGAGGGCCAGCCGAGUGGAAGAAGUGGAGGACGAGUUCGGGGAGGGCGACGACUUUGUCCUGCCUCUUACGAAGCCCAAGCAUUGGAAAGAUGAAGCGUGGAGACGGGCCAACAAGGCCUACGAGAUCAUGUCCAACCCGGACGCAGUAGUGGUCCCCGACGAAUGCUACUGCAAGACAUGCAAUGGGCGAACGCGAUCCGGUGCGUUUCCGAACGACAAGCUUCGGGUGGCUUGUGACAAGGCCUUCGACCAUUGCGUGGUCAUACCGGGGGAGAAGGAGGCCUGUGUAAGGUGUAUCUGGAGGUACGGCGAGCCCUGCGACUUCGAGAAGAGACCAUAUGUGGUCAAAGAACGCAAGCCGAUGAUCGUCAGGAUCACCAACCCCCUCCCCGCCACCCCCGUCACCCCCGUCACCCCCACUCCCGCCGGGCCCGCUAGUCAAGCUCUGGCCCAACUCCAGCCCGCCCUGAUGGAUCCGACCACGGGCAAGUUCUGGUUCCAGGCUGGAGGUUCUGGUAGUUAG